Molecule: messenger RNA, 749 nt
Organism: Phaethon lepturus (White-tailed tropicbird)
Lineage: Eukaryota; Metazoa; Chordata; Aves; Phaethontiformes; Phaethontidae
Gene: RPL15
Product: ribosomal protein L15
Exons: 4
Coding region: 40-654 (204 amino acids)
Biological process (GO): cytoplasmic translation
Cellular component (GO): ribosome; cytosolic large ribosomal subunit
Molecular function (GO): structural constituent of ribosome; RNA binding
Source: RefSeq, a predicted model, not a curated record
CUUUUUUCAUUGAUCUCUCGAUUCAGCAGGUAGACAAACAUGGGUGCCUACAAGUACAUCCAGGAGCUAUGGAGGAAAAAGCAGUCGGAUGUGAUGCGAUUCCUCCUUCGUGUCCGCUGUUGGCAGUAUCGCCAGCUGUCUGCCUUGCACCGAGCUCCCCGGCCCACCAGACCAGACAAAGCUCGCAGGCUGGGAUAUAAGGCCAAGCAAGGUUAUGUUAUCUACCGUGUCCGUGUUCGCCGUGGUGGUCGUAAACGCCCAGUCCCGAAAGGUGCAACCUAUGGUAAACCUGUGCAUCAUGGUGUUAACCAGCUGAAGUUUGCCCGGAGUCUUCAGUCUGUAGCAGAGGAACGUGCUGGCCGUCACUGUGGGGCUCUGAGAGUCUUGAACUCGUAUUGGGUGGGUGAAGAUUCCACGUACAAGUUUUUUGAAGUUAUCCUGAUCGAUCCCUUCCAUAAGACCAUCAGGCGCAACCCUGAUACCCAAUGGAUCACCAAACCUGUUCACAAGCACAGAGAGAUGCGUGGGCUGACAUCAGCCGGGCGGAAGAGUCGUGGUCUUGGCAAGGGCCACAAAUUCCAUCACACCAUUGGUGGCUCACGUCGUGCUGCCUGGAGAAGACGCAAUACCCUGCAGCUGCACCGUUACCGUUAAUUCUUGUAAACGUGACGAUCUAAUAAAGCUGAUGCAGGUUGUCGGGGUCUCUGUGCUGUGCUUAGACUGAAGGCCAGCUUUGAUCUUGUGCAAUG